Molecule: messenger RNA, 2372 nt
Organism: Paramormyrops kingsleyae
Lineage: Eukaryota; Metazoa; Chordata; Actinopteri; Osteoglossiformes; Mormyridae
Gene: klhl30
Product: kelch-like family member 30
Molecular function (GO): protein binding
Source: RefSeq, a predicted model, not a curated record
AUGUGGGCUCUAAAUGGCUCAGCACAAGCAUGCUACAAGCUGUCCUUGCGUUGUGCCAAAACGCUUGCCAGUUUCAACUACAUAAUAUGUGAUUGCUGUACUCAUUUGCCUCUCUGGUAAAUAUUGCCUUGAGCCAUGGUACGCAACGUUGAUGAUCUGGACUUCUGCCUCUCUUCACACUCACAAAGCAUUCUCGAAGGACUGCGGUCCCUCUGUCUACAUCCCAAAUUCAUUGACGUGACAUUAAGUGUGGGUGGCCGUGAAUUCCCUUGCCAUCGUAGUGUGUUGGCUCUCUGCAGCCUCUAUUUCCAUUCCAUGUUUUCUGGAAAUUUUGUGGAAAGUAUUGCUGCUAGAGUAGAUCUGCAGGAUGUAGAUCCUGACAUUUUUAGCAUUCUGCUGAAUUUUGCCUACACGGGCAAGCUGACAAUCAACCAAGAGAAUGUGGAGGGAUUAAUCUGCACCUCCAGCCAGCUGCAGUUUCAGACUGUGAGGGCUGUAUGCAGUCGUUAUUUGCAGAAUCAGAUUGAUGCAACUAACUGCUUAGGCAUUCUGGAGUUUGGUGAAAUACAUGGCUGCGCAGAAGUGGUGGCUAAAGCCUGGUGUUUUGUACUGGAGAACUUUGAAGCCGUGGUAGAAGAGGAGGAAUUCUUACUUCUGGGGAAGGAGAGGCUCAUUGCCUGUCUUUCGAAUGAUGGCCUGCAGACUCGGGAUGUGUGCACCUGCGCCAGGGCAGUCCUCUCCUGGGUCAAGCACCAGGCAGACUCACGGCUCACCCACCUCCUAGAGCUGCUCAGUUUGGCCAGACUCUCCCUCUUGCCUCUUGAAUACAUUACAGAAACUCUCUUGAAGGAUAGCUUGAUCUUGAAGAAUCAAAGCUGUAGGGAUGUUGUGGAAGGAGUCCAAAAACAGAUACUGGAUUUACAACCAGGAACUUUAAUAGAGGGAAAUAUGAAAAGUCCACAACCCCACCUGCAGGAAGUAUUGUUUGUCAUGGCAGGCCGCUCCCUGGAUGAUGAUGAAGAAGAGGAGAGAAUGUCAGCUACACCUCCGCGAAACUGUGCUUUCUACAACAAAAGGACAAGCCAAUGGUAUAUACUUCCUGAUUUCCCAGAUUACAACAAGUGGGGUUAUUCUGUGGUCUCGCUGAACAAUGAUGUGUAUAUCACAGGAGGUUCUCGAGGGUCUCAGACGCACACCUGGUCCACCACAGAGACAUGGAAAUAUAUCCCUCGAGAAGGGAAGUGGGUAACAGUGGCUCCAAUGCUAAGGCCAAGAACAAACCAUACUUCAGCAGCGCUGAAUGGAGAAAUUUAUGUCAUUGGUGGCACUACACUGGAUUAUGUAGAAGUGGAACAUUAUGACCCUUACAGCAACAACUGGUGUCUCACUAGACCAGCUCUGAAAUAUGUUACAAACUUUACUGCCAGUGCCUGUGCUGGAAAGUUGUACCUGAUUGGCUCCUGUGCAGUCAAAUAUAAUGCACUCACUAUGCAGUGCUACAACCCCGUUAUUGACAAUUGGAGUAUUAUUUGUUCUCCAUUCAUCCCAAAAUAUCUGUCCUCUCCCCGCUCGGUCUGCUUGGAUGGAAUCAUUUAUUUAAUAGCUGACAACACUAAGAAAGUGUAUUGUUAUGAUCCCAGUGCUAAUAUGUGGCAGAAGGUGCAGUUCCUUCAUACUUUACAUGAGAAUGGAAGCAUCAUAGUGCUAGGAGGCCAGCUGUAUGUAACAGGUGGGCACUGGAAGGGCAUAGAGGGCGAUUAUGGAGUGGAAGUGGAGGCAUACAGCUGUACCUCUAAUAUCUGGCAUGUGGAGUGCAAUCUGCCCAGGCUGUGGUUGUACAGUGGAUCCUGCUCAAUAUUCCUGGACCCUUCCCAAUGGAUGGAGCCUUUCCCUCUCAAUCAGAUGUAACUAAGGGCAAAGGUAAUCAAUUACACAGCUUGUUCAACUGCCCCCAAAGAUAUAAGUACUUUUGUAUGCUCUAGAUUCCCAAGCCCUGGUCCCAGCUGUGUAUAGUAUUCCUGCAAGGCAUGAAACACUGGGGAUUUUGCAGAGGGGUUUAUUUCCAAAAAUAAACUAUAUUUUUUCAAAUAUUUAUGACCCAUGGAAACAGUUAAUGUUAUAUAAUCACCAUUUGAACUACUUGAAGCCCCUGCUUCCACCCUGGCCCUUCUACCAGCUUGUGAAUUUUUUGUACAACAUAAGUUAGUAAGUGAACAUCAAAACGUUGGGAACACUUACUCUAGGUAAUAUUUGCUUAACUAUAACCUCAAAAAUAUAACCUCAAUAAAAAUAAUCAUAAACCAUGUUUCAUGUUUUUAACUACUUUGUUUAUGUCUGAAAACUGAAAUAAACUUUGAAUAGUAUUCAAACUA